This is a messenger RNA of Leguminivora glycinivorella, 882 nucleotides long. RefSeq names its product sodium channel protein Nach-like. The record is from RefSeq and is a predicted model, not a curated record. Gene Ontology annotation, cellular component: membrane. NCBI's taxonomy places the organism in Eukaryota, Metazoa, Arthropoda, Insecta, Lepidoptera, Tortricidae. The transcript is spliced from 7 exons. Gene Ontology annotation, biological process: sodium ion transmembrane transport. Gene Ontology annotation, molecular function: ligand-gated sodium channel activity. Bases 1 to 882 code for a protein of 293 amino acids.
AUGGUUGUCGAGGCAAAAUUAUGCUGGCUCUCCAUCCUGUUAGGCAGCUGCUGGGGUACAUUCAGCAUCCUGCGCGAAGUCCUGGGCCUUUACACCCAAGGAUCCGUGUCUUACUCCGUGGAAACCAAUUAUCUGUCCUGGAACACGCCUUUCCCGACCGUGACACUGUGCGAACAGCUGGACCCCGAUAGGCUGAAACGUUACUUAGCUGCGAAGAAACUGCCGCCCACAAUGCUAGCGUUCUUCCGAGACGUGUUCUACUACAGCAAUCAGCAGUGCAAGCAGUGCACCAUCUGCAAGAACACCACCUGCGUCGACAACUACAUGGACUACGUCAACGAGUACCGGCUCAAGUGUGCCGAGAUGCUGAACAAGUGCUGGUGGGCGGGGAAGCCAUACAACUGCUGUGAAAUAUUCAGCCCGCUAGAAACGGAGUAUGGAACGUGCUUCACGUUCAACUCGCAGUUGGCUGGCAAUGGCUUCGUCAGACACGUCAACAGAACCACUGGCCUGCCGAGUCUUGUCUUCACGGCCAGUCGGUUGAUUACGUUGCGUAUACACGCCCCUGAUGACGUGGUAUCCGUCAAAGUGGAGAAGAUUGUGACCACCGACACGAUGCCCCUUGUGUCUGAACUCAACGCAACCUUGAAGGCAGAAGCAAUAACAAGCGACAUGACAAUUCACCGCUUGGACCCUCUCCGCCGCGGCUGUUUGCUCAUGCGCGAAAAACCGGCGUUCGCGCAACACUGGCCUUUCCAGCGGUACUCGUACAGCGCAUGCGUGGUAUACUGCAGGGCUAAGCUCCAGGUCGACUUAUGCAACUGCACACAUCACUUCAUGGUCAGGCUAAUGCCAGACGCAAAGUUCCAGGUUGACCUGUGA